AUGGCCGCUCCUCAGGAUACUCAGGGUACUCUCAAGAUUGAGAAUGUGAGUCACGAGCUUCAUGAAGCCUCUACCCAUACACCUCAGUACUUCUUCUAUAUCCUUCUUGUACUAACGAUUGCGUGCGCANNGACUGACAAGCGUGACACCCUCAUUGCUACUGAGAAGAAGUACCAGCAACAGUGGAAGCAAGACGCCAUCUUCCAAUCGAACGCUCCUUCGCUCCAAGAUGUCCCCUUCCACUCUAUCACCCCUGCAGAGCUCCGUGAGCAGCAACCGAAAUUUAUGGGCACUAUCGCGUACCCUUACAUGGCAAUAUUACAACCGUGCCUGUGGUUACAUAAGAGACAUGCUAACUAUGGUGUANNGAACGGUAUCCUCCACGCAGGCCACGCAUUCACUGUUUCCAAGGUCGAAUUCGCUACCGGAUGGGCCCGUAUGGAGGGCAAGAGAGCUCUGUUCCCUCAGGGAUACCACUGCACUGGAAUGCCCAUCAAGUCUUGCGCCGACAAGCUGGCUCGUGAGAUGGAAAUGUUCGGCAAGAACUUCGAAAACUACAAAGAGGAAGACGCCGAGGAAGAUGCUGUACCCGCGCCCACUCAAGAGACCACCAAGGCCGACAUCACAAAGUUCAGCGCAAAGAAGAGCAAGGCUGCUGCCAAGGCUGUCUCGAUGAAGUACCAGUUCCAGAUCAUGGGCGCCCUCGGAAUCCAAAAGGAGGAGAUCCACAAGUUCGCCGAUUCAAACCACUGGCUCAAUCAUUUCCCUGCUCUCUGUGAGCGCGAUCUCACGAACAUUGGUGCAAGAGUCGACUUCAGAAGAAGUAUGGUCACAACCGACAGAAAUCCUUACUACGACGCUUUCGUCCGCUGGCAAAUGAACCGUUUGAAGGAGCUGGGCAAGAUCAAGUUUGGCAAGCGUUACACUGUCUACUCGCCUAAGGAUGGACAAGCCUGCAUGGACCAUGACAGAAGCUCGGGCGAAGGUGUUGGUGUUCAGGAGUACACUGCUUUGAAGAUGAAGGUUCAAGAAUGGGCCGAGCCCGCACANAAGAUCCUCGCUGGCAAGCUCCCCGAGAACGCCAACGUCUACUUUGUCCCUGCCACCCUCAGGCCUGAGACCAUGAUGGGGCAAUGCGCCGUGUUUGUGUCUCCCACUAUCAAAUACGGCAUCUACAAAGUCUCCGAGACCGAGUACUACUUCAUCUCAGAAAGAGCUGCUCGUAACAUGGCUUUCCAGGGCAUCUUCCCUGAAUGGGGAGUCUUNCCCAAGGUUGCUGAUUUGCAGGGCUCCGACGCCCUUGGCACUAUCGUCAAUGCUCCUCUCUCCGUGUACGAGAACGUCCGCGUUCUGCCCAUGGAGACCGUCAAGGCUUCCAAGGGUACCGGUGUCGUUUCUUGUGUUCCCUCGGAUUCUCCCGACGACUACAUUACCAUUCAGGACCUGAUCAAGAAGGCCGAAUACUACAAGAUCAAGAAGGAGUGGGCUGACCUUGAGAUCCUCCCUAUCAUCGAGACUCCCACUUACGGAAACUUGACUGCUAAGAAGUUGUGCGAGGACAUGAAGAUCGCCUCGCCCAAGGACACCAAGCAGCUUGCUGAGGCCAAGGAUCUUGCUUACAAGGAGGGCUUCUACAAGGGUACCAUGUGCUACGGUGAGCACAAGGGCAAGUCUGUCGAGGAGGCCAAACCCCUCAUCAGACAGACCCUCAUCGACGCCGGCAACGCUUUCAACUAUGCUGAACCCGAUGGUGAGGUCAUGUCUCGUUCUGGUGAUUCGUGUGUUGCUGGACAUUUGGAUCAGUGGUACUUGAACUACGGCAAGAAUGGCGAUGAAGCCUGGCAACAAGAGGUUCUUGGGCACGUCAACGGCGAGCUUAACACUUUCUCUACUGAGGCCAAGAAUGCCUUCCAACAGACUCUCGACUGGCUGGGUCAGUGGGCUUGCGCUCGUUCUUACGGUCUUGGCUCGAAGCUUCCAUGGNGACCCUCAAUUCUUGGUAGAAUCGCUCUCAGACUCUACAAUNNUUACCCUUCAUACUACACAAUCAGUCACUACUUGCACUCCGACAUCUACGGAGACACGCAAGGUAUUGGUAAAAUCUCCGCCGCACAAAUGAGUGAUGAGGUGUUCGAUUACAUCUAUUGCCGUCGUGAGGACGUCGAGAGUGACAUCCCUAAGGAGACCCUCCAAGCAAUGCGCAGAGAGUUUGAAUACUGGUACCCUCUGGAUGUCCGUGUUUCUGGCAAGGAUCUUAUCCAGAACCACUUGACCUUCUUCCUCUACAUCCACAUCGCCCUCUUCCCUCGCGAGUACUGGCCUCGUGGUAUUCGUGCCAACGGCCAUCUUCUCUUGAACGGUGAGAAGAUGAGUAAGAGUACCGGUAACUUCCUUACCCUGUUUGAUGCAACCAAGAAGUUUGGUGCAGAUGCCACUCGUGUGUCUCUCGCCGAUGCUGGAGACUCGAUUGAAGACGCCAACUUCGAGGAGACCGUCGCUAAUGCAAUCAUUCUCAAGCUCUUCGAGCUGAGAAAGUGGUGUGAGGAGACUAUCCAGGGUGCUCGUGUGCUUAAGGACGGCGAGAACUACCUUGAGGUUAACAAGAACGAGCGUCUCAAGAACAACGACUGUGUCCAGCGUACUGGCGAGAGAUCUUUCUGGGACGAUAUCUUCGAGAACGAGCUCAACGGCUUGGUCAGCGAGACAAGAGAGCACUACUCUGCCACCAACUACAAGUCCGCUCUCAAGUCCGGCUUCUACGACUUCACUAGCGCUCGUGACUUCUACCGUGAGAUCACCAAGUCUUCCGGUAUCGGCAUGCACCAAGACCUUGUUCGCAAGUACGUCGAGUUGCAAGCUUUGAUGAUUACCGUCGUCGCACCCCACUGGUCAGAAUACAUCUGGCUCGAGGUCCUCGGAAAACCCAGCACUGUGCAGAACGAGCUCUUCCCUCAAGUUCCCGCCACCAAGCCUGAGCUUACUGCCGCUCGUGAAUACGUCCGUCAAACCAGCGGUAAUAUCACUUCUGCAGAGGGCGCUCAAUUGAAGCGUAUGACCAAGGGCAAGGCCACCAACUACGACCCUAAGCAACCUAAGAAGCUGACCAUCUUCAUGGCAACUGAAUACCCUGCUUGGCAGAACAAGGUCAUUGAUUUGGUCCGCGAAGCCUUUGACGGCCUGUCCAUUGACAUGAAGGCAAUCAGCAAGAAGGUUGACAAGGCUGACAGCAAGAAGGCCAUGCCCUUCAUCCAAACCCUCAAGAAGAGCCUUGAGGGUGGCAUUGACUCGAACACUGUUUUCGAGCGCAAGCUUGCCUACAACGAGGUUGAUGUGCUCGCCCAGAUGGUUCCUGGUUUGAUGAGCACAGUGCAAAGAUGUGCUUGUGUUGAAGUCAUCUCUGUCGAGCAAGGUGGCAAGACCGGUAAGGUUGUUGCCAGCUUGGGUGAAGCUGCUGCUGCAAAGGGUACUGAGUUGCCCGAAUUGCCGCCUCAGGCUGAGAAUGCUGUACCUGCANAACCCUACUUUCUUCUUCUCGAACAUUUAAAGGGUGUUGUUUAG
This is a messenger RNA of Aureobasidium musti, 3558 nucleotides long. Lineage: Eukaryota; Fungi; Ascomycota; Dothideomycetes; Dothideales; Saccotheciaceae. The record is from the annotation of a GenBank genome assembly.